Messenger RNA from Fusarium coffeatum, 1806 nucleotides. RefSeq lists its product as uncharacterized. NCBI's taxonomy places the organism in Eukaryota, Fungi, Ascomycota, Sordariomycetes, Hypocreales, Nectriaceae. The transcript is spliced from 3 exons. Gene Ontology annotation, biological process: proteolysis. The record is from RefSeq and is a predicted model, not a curated record. Bases 1 to 1806 code for a protein of 601 amino acids. Gene Ontology annotation, molecular function: tripeptidyl-peptidase activity; serine-type endopeptidase activity.
AUGUAUAUCUCUUCAUCCCAGUGCCUCGUCCUGGUAUUAUCUGCUCUACCUUCAACCUUGGGCAAAUCAUUCUCUCACCAUGCCGAAGUCCCUCAAGGCUGGCAAGUCCAUGAGACUGCUCGAGUCGCCUCGUCUGGAAAGCAGCAGGUCUUCAGCAUCGCACUGACCAUGCAAGGUGUCGAUCAGCUCGAGUCCAAGCUUCUUGACCUCUCCAGCCCCGACAGCAAGAACUACGGUCAAUGGCUUUCUCAAGAUGAAGUCACCAGCGCCUUUUCUCCUUCCAAGGAAGCUAUUUCUUCAGUGACCAAGUGGCUCAAGUCAAAUGGAGUCAAGCACUACAAGAUCAAUGGCGGAUUCAUCGACUUUGCUCUUGAUGUCAAGGGAGCUAAUAAGCUGCUUGGUGGUGACUAUCAGUUUUACACCAAGGAGGGGCAGACAAAGCUGCGAACUCUGUCUUACUCCAUCCCUGAUGAAGUGGCAGAACACGUUCAGUUCGUCGAUCCCAGCACCAACUUUGGUGGCACGGUUGCUUUCAACCCUGUUCCUCACCCAGCUCGAACCAUCACCGACCGCAAGGAAAAGCCUACCAAGACCAAUGUCGAUGCUUCAUGCCAAACAAGCAUUACCCCAUCUUGCCUGAAGCAGAUGUACAACAUCGGCGACUAUGCUCCUAAGGCUGACUCUGGAAGCACCAUUGGUUUCAGCAGCUUCCUUGGAGAGUCCGCUCUUUACUCGGAUGUCUUUGCAUUCGAAGAGAAGUUUGGCAUUCCUCAGCAGAACUUCACAACUGUGCUCAUCAACAACGGCACCGAUGACCAGAACCCUGCUCACAAGGCCUAUGGUGAGGCCGAUCUCGAUGCUGAGAACAUUGUUGGGAUUGCGCAUCCCCUUCCUUUCACUCAGUAUAUAACCGGUGGCGCACCUCCUUUCGUCCCCAACAUCGACCAGCCUACUGCUGCUGACAACCAGAACGAGCCCUAUGUGCCUUUCUUCCGCUACCUUCUGUCUCAGAAGGACCUCCCAGCUGUCAUCUCCACCUCUUAUGGUGAUGAGGAAGACAGCGUUCCUCGCGAAUAUGCUACUCUUACCUGCAACCUGAUCGGUCUUCUCGGCCUCCGAGGUAUCAGUGUCAUCUUCUCAUCUGGUGACGUUGGUGUUGGCUCAGGAUGUCUCGCUCCCGAUUACAAGACCGUCGAGUUCAACGCCAUCUUCCCCGCCACUUGCCCAUACCUCACCUCUGUCGGCGGUACCGUCGAUGUCACCCCCGAGAUCGCCUGGGAAGGCUCCUCUGGAGGUUUCAGCAAGUACUUCUCCCGUCCUAGCUACCAGGACAAGGCUGUCAAGACAUACAUGAAGACUGUCUCCAAGCAGACUAAAAAGUACUACGGUCCCUACACCAACUGGGAAGGUCGAGGUUUCCCUGAUGUCGCUGGCCACAGUGUUUCACCUGACUAUGAGGUUAUCUACGCUGGUAAGCAGAGCGGCAGUGGAGGCACCAGUGCUGCUGCUCCUGUUUGGGCUGCUAUCGUUGGUCUUCUGAACGAUGCUCGUUUCAGAGCUGGUAAGCCAAGCUUGGGAUGGUUGAACCCUCUUAUCUACAAGCAUGGAUCCAAGGUUCUGACUGAUAUCACUGGCGGUUAUGCUAUUGGAUGCGACGGUAACAACACUCAGACUGGCAAGCCUGAGCCCAAGGGAUCCGGGGUUGUUCCUGGUGCUAGAUGGAAUGCUACUGCUGGUUGGGAUCCCGUCACUGGUUACGGUACACCCAACUUUGGGAAGCUCAAGGACUUGGUUCUCAAGUUUUAG